CUACAGGAAGCACUUGAACGCACCACCGCAUUACGACAGCACGGAGGGGAAAAGAUGCAGACUAUAAAGUGUGUGGUGGUGGGUGACGGUGCGGUGGGAAAGACCUGCCUUCUCAUCUCCUACACAACCAACAAGUUUCCCUCGGAGUACGUCCCCACUGUGUUUGACAACUAUGCAGUGACGGUGAUGAUUGGCGGGGAGCCGUACACCCUUGGACUCUUUGACACUGCAGGUCAGGAGGACUACGACAGACUGAGACCCCUCAGCUACCCUCAGACCGAUGUCUUCCUCGUCUGUUUCUCUGUUGUAUCACCUUCCUCCUUUGAAAACGUCCGAGAGAAGUGGGUGCCAGAGAUCUCCCACCACUGCCCCAGGACACCCUUCCUGCUGGUCGGGACGCAGGUGGAUCUGCGAGACGACAACAACACCUUGGACAAACUGGCCAAGAACAAACAGCGACCUCUUACCUCUGAGAGUGGAGAGAAACUGGCCCGCGAGCUCAGAGCUGUUAAAUAUGUGGAGUGCUCGGCGCUGACGCAGAGAGGACUGAAGAACGUGUUUGACGAGGCCAUCCUGGCAGCCCUGGAGCCUCCCGACAUCAAACCCAAGAAGCGCUGCUUCCUCCUAUAGACACGGCCGAGGAAGAGGAGGUGGAYGAGGAAGAGCUCAUCCUGUCCGGGAGCAGAGGGAGGGAGCACCGAGGGGAGGGUGGGUGACGCAGACACGUGUUCAAACAGUGCCUUCAGCCGUAGCGGGCUAACCUGGGUGUGGUGUUGGAACACAUUUAACUUCCUGACAGAAACGUGUCGUUUAACAUGACUAACACACAUGAACUACACUCCUCACUAACAGAAACAUGGCUUUAGCACCGCAACGAAGCAGGUCGAACAAUAAAGACUUGAACCUCAAGACUUCUUCAAGAUGCAAUAAAUGGAGUCAGGUUUAUAAGUAAAACUGCAAACACUCCAUGUUUAGGAAAUAAUUUAGGCUCUGAUGAUGUUAGAAGAGGCAAAAACUACAUUUGGAGAUAAACAAUGAGGCACAACGUUGUAAAUGUUUAAAACACUUUUCUCUUUAUUAAAUGUCAGCUUUUACUCCUGUGUAACAAAAUCAAACUAAAAGCUUUUCUCUGUAUUUGACUUUUUUAACUACAUGUUUUCACAGGAAAAAUCUAUUGUAAGAAAAUUUCGUCCAAAAUAGAAGAAAGCAGAAAUAAAAGAUUAUACCUGCCCCUUUUUUUCCCCUCAAAAUUAUAAUCAAACAAUAAUAAUAUAUAAAACAAAAUCAAGUUCAAAAUCAACUCCUAUCUGCACUAUGCCAUAUUUUAUUUAAGUUAAAUGGACCUUACAAUUAUUUAAUCACCCAGGGCAGAAGCCUUCCUCGACCAGAAGCUUUAAAGAUAUUUUUAUUUCCAUGUUUCUUUAAACAAAAGUUGAAUAAAUCAAUGUUAGAGAACAAACCUCAGAGAAUGGAUUAAAACUAAAAUCUUUUAAAGAUUUAGUUUUUGUUGUUGCCUUAAACAAAAAGAAGACUGAAAGAUGAAAAGCAGUCAGAGCUCUGACAUUUUGUGCCUUAUUGAUGAACGUUAUUGUCCCAACUCUGCCUUUCCUGACCUUUGACCUUUGACCGGACUUUAUUGUUCUUUGAAACGACUUGAGAUCAACUUUUCCUCCAACAAUCUCUUCCUGUUUUUUAUUCUGAUGAUGUCUGGAUGAUUAAGAGUAUUAUUUAGAUUUUUUAGAGAUUUUUUUUCUCUUUGCUGUUUCUUGGGGAACAGUCUUCUUGCAGGUUUUUGGAUAUUUUGUACUAUUUGCUGCCAACAGAUAAGUCUAUCUGCGUUGGUUUGAUAAAACUAAGAGACCUUUUAUGAUAAGCUUUCAAACAGACUAAAGAAUUUAUUUAAAGCGAGAUUUACAAAUGCAGAAAUUUGUACUCUGUACUGAGRUUUGAAUGUUUGAAGUGGUGGGGUGUUUGGAAAUAAAUUAGUACUUGAAUGUU
Messenger RNA from Austrofundulus limnaeus, 1998 nucleotides. Its product is annotated as cell division control protein 42 homolog. Gene Ontology annotation, biological process: small GTPase-mediated signal transduction. The record is from RefSeq and is a predicted model, not a curated record. Lineage: Eukaryota; Metazoa; Chordata; Actinopteri; Cyprinodontiformes; Rivulidae. Gene Ontology annotation, molecular function: GTPase activity; GTP binding.